CGGCGGCAGCGGCUGGACGGCAAGAGAGAAGGGCCGGCGCCGCCGCAACGGGGGAGCGGGCGCGAGCGCGAGGGAGUAGCCGCCCUGGUCCGAGGGACCCGACGUGACCGCGCAGACGAGAGCCGGUGCCCAGGCGGAGCCUUCGGGCAAGAUGUGGUGGAGAGCCAUACAACUGCAGUGUUAUUUUCUUUUAGUUACAUGUCUCCUGACUGGUUUAGAAGCUGUGCCUAUAGACAUAGACAAGACAAAAGUAAAAGAUAUUCCUAAUGUGGAAGGAGAAAAAAUAGAAACUCCAGAUACUGGACUAUAUUAUGAUGAGUAUCUCAGGCAAGUGAUUGAUGUGUUGGAAACAGACAAACAUUUCAGAGAAAAGCUCCAGAAUGCAGACAUAGAAGAAAUCAAGAGUGGGAAACUAAGCAAAGAACUUGAUUUAGUAAGUCACCAUGUCAGGACAAGACUUGAUGAGCUAAAGAGACAGGAAGUGGCAAGAUUAAGAAUGCUAAUUAAAGCUAAAUUGGAUUCCAUUCAAGACACAGGCAUAGAUUACCAAGCUCUUCUGAAACAGUUUGAGCACCUAAAUCAUCAAAAUCCUGACAAGUUUGAACCAACAGACUUAGAUAUGUUAAUCAAAGCUGCUACAAGUGAUUUAGAAAACUACGAUAAGACUCGCCAUGAAGAAUUUAAAAAAUAUGAAAUGAUGAAGGAGCAUGAAAGGCGAGAAUAUUUGAAAACAUUGAAUGAGGAAAAAAGGCAUGAAGAAGAAUCUAAAUUUGAGGAAAUGAAGAAAAAACAUGGAAAUCACCCAAAAGUUAACCACCCAGGAAGCAAAGACCAAUUAAAAGAGGUAUGGGAGGAGACAGAUGGACUGGAUCCUAGUGACUUUGACCCGAAGACAUUUUUCAAAUUGCAUGAUGUCAAUAGUGAUGGUUUCUUGGAUGAGCAAGAAUUAGAAGCCCUGUUUACCAAAGAGUUAGAGAAAGUAUAUGACCCUAAAAAUGAAGAGGACGACAUGGUAGAAAUGGAAGAAGAAAGGCUUAGGAUGAGGGAACAUGUUAUGAAUGAGGUGGACAUUAACAAGGACCGGUUAGUGACUUUGGAUGAGUUUCUAAAAGCUACUGAGAAAAAAGAAUUCUUGGAGCCAGAUAGCUGGGAGACACUGGAUCAGCAGCAGCUUUUCACAGAAGAAGAGCUGAAAGAAUUUGAAAAUCACAUCUACGAACAAGAACACAAGCUCAAGCAGAAGGCAGAAGACCUCCAGAAGCAAAAGGAAGAGCUCCAGCGUCAGCACGACCAGCUCCAGGCCCAGAAACACGAAUUCCAGCAGGUGGUACAACAGAUGGAACAAAAGAAAUUACAACAAGGAGUACCUCCAGCAGGGCCAGGUGGAGAAUUAAAAUUCCAGCCACCUGGGCAGCAGCAAGAGGAGAAUUCAGAAAAGCAUUCUCCAGGCAGUGACCACCUUCAGCCUUUGCCACCACAGCAUGUUUCUCCUCUUCAGGAAGGAGCAGCCAUGGCUGAACAUGUUCAAAUUCACCCUUAACCACCUCGUGCCUCAACUUUAUACAUUUUUGGUUCAUUUUUUUUGUUUGUUUAAAAAGGAAGACUAAAGUGGAUUAAGAAAUUAAAUUUAAAAUGUCCUAUUUCUUGCCUCUACUUGUAGCAUCAUCAAAAAGAUAAUUGUAAUUUUGUUUUUAGCAACAUUUUAAGGCAAUCUACUUCAUUAUCUCCUGAAAAAUGUGAGGGGAGAGAAGGUUACUAAAAAUCUAGUUCCCUUUUUGGACUCCCUUUUCUGAAGGCAAAUUUUGCUGGCUGGGGGGAUAAGAUCCCAUUAAAACAAAACAAAACAAAAAAACCUGGAGUUACCUGUGAAUAAUAAUCUAUUCUCAGGAGAAUCCCAGAACUAACCUAGAACAUAUGUGUAUGGCUUCAACAAAAGAUGAUCGAGAACCUGGAUCCAAGGGUCAAGUUUUUCCAUUUCUAGCACUGCCAAACUGCUUGUUGUUUCUGAGACCAAAAAAGUACCCCUCAAAACAAAACUUGGGAACUUCAGCUUUGAUUUUUUUUAAUUGCCUCGAAGAGUUAUGCAGAACAGUAAUGAUCAUUCAUGUUUACAUACCCUUCAGAUUCUUACUAUGAAAAGCCUUUAGCAUAAAUAUUUUUGCUAACUUUAGUUAUAAUGAAGGUAAAUGCAUUGUACCAGCUCUGUUAUGGGCCAUCAAUUUACAGUGUUGUUUUUCCUGCAUAAUAGCCUUCCUAAGAGUCUUUAAAACUCUGCAUGUUAUUCAAAUGAUAAUUUUUAUUGAAAAAAGAUAUCACAAGAAAUAACAUUGGAGCUUUUUGUGCAGAUUUGCCUUUCUGCAUUCAUUGUAUAUUUCCCUAAAUUUUCUGUUAUUUAAAAUGAUAAAUUUCAGUGUUGAUCGUGGGUAGUUGGUGGGCUUCUUUUCUUUAUUUAAUUGAUACAAUUUGACUCCUUACUGGAUUAUUUUUUUUGCUUUGAUAGAAACAAUUCAUUUUCCUCAUACUUUACCACAAGUUAAUGGCUUAUCUGUGUACUUGACAAGUGGGAGAAGAAAUGUAAUUCAUCCUGGUUCUGUGAAAUAUUCUUCAUAAAUCAGUUUAUCCAAAUUCUGUUGGUUUUUCUUGGUCUUUAAUUUUAAUCAUCUUUUUGAAAGAUGGUGCCAGAGUUGUACAUGCCAUUUUUAUUAGUAGUACCUUGAUUUUCUUGUGUUUCUCAAACUUCCUACCCCAAACUCCCUUUUUAAUGUUAGGGCAGUAAGUUACUGAAUUACUAGAGAAGUAGCUUAUUUGUGAUUAUUAUGUCUUUUUAUAUGAAUACCUGCCAUUCUGCUUCAUGUUUUAAGCAUCAUUUUGUAGUAGUUUUGUUUCCUUUUUGUUAAACAUUGAUUUUAAAACUUUAGGUAUAUUUAAUGUUAUAGGAGAAAACAUAACAUAUCUGUUGAGACUCCCUUCUUUGGCUUGAAUUUUUCCUAGAUGAAUUAUAUUUUUGUUUCCUGUCUGCAUUUCUUUCCUCCCUUAGUAUAAGUUGUUUUUGUUUUCACUGGCAUUUGCAUUGUUUGAGAGGUGAAGUUGGACUUGGGAAAAGAAAAAAGCUUCCUUGAAGAAGUCAUCAUAUUACUCUUGCCAAGCCAGAUCAGUAGGCAGGAUCCUUUCCUGUAGGGUGGCCUUUUGGAUUUCUGCACCUUGCCAUAGGGAAGAGUGUUCAUCCUGCAGAGAAAUCUCUAACUUGAUACAUAAGACUAGAUAUCAUGGGGAAAUCUAAUGGGGGAAGGUGGGAACCCAGGGGCACCAAUACCUUCUUGCACCAUAGUGUAGUAAAGACCCUAAUGAGUAGAUGUGUCUUGUCCAAUUCCUUGAUGGUUUUUACUCCAUUAAAAUAAUAAUAGUUAUAAAAACAAACCAGAGCCCAUCUCCCACCCUUGGUGUAUGAUAGCAAAUAUUUUCCACCUCUUUAAUUGGUGAUAAGGGACUACAAAUCUUUUUAUAAUAUAAAACCAUGCCCCUAUAUUGGUGAGGUAAACCUAAUUCACUUUUUUUGUUGUCAUUGUUGCUGUUUUAAAAAGACUUGAGCCCUUUUCCUGAUUCGUUGCUUUCACUCCCCAGGCAAUAUAAUAAAGUUCUUUCCCUUCUGUGACUCCUGUCAGUUUUCCCAAAUUCAGUUUGCUUGCCUUUCCCUGGUUUUUAGACUGUUUGCAGGACAUCCUACCAGUCUCUAGGAAAGAGCA
Molecule: messenger RNA, 3743 nt
Organism: Phascolarctos cinereus (koala)
Lineage: Eukaryota; Metazoa; Chordata; Mammalia; Diprotodontia; Phascolarctidae
Gene: NUCB2
Product: nucleobindin 2
Cellular component (GO): endoplasmic reticulum-Golgi intermediate compartment; extracellular exosome
Molecular function (GO): calcium ion binding
Source: RefSeq, a predicted model, not a curated record